Molecule: messenger RNA, 2063 nt
Organism: Botrytis sinoallii
Lineage: Eukaryota; Fungi; Ascomycota; Leotiomycetes; Helotiales; Sclerotiniaceae
Exons: 3
Coding region: 1-1482 (493 amino acids)
Source: RefSeq, a predicted model, not a curated record
AUGGAUAGCUCUAUUAACAGAAGCUUAUCCCCUCCAACCCCAUUCCCUACUCUCGAAACAAUCACUACUCCUCUUCCUACCACCAAUCUACCAAGUAGAACAAGAUCGAGAUCAGAUACACUUCGUUCAUCAACUGAGCGUCCUCAAUUAGAGGAUUUAAUCCCAGCAUCGCGCCGCGAUUCAAUUAACUCAAAUACAUCUGAUUCAAGCCUUUUGAACGCAGAACUCGAACGCCUUCGCGCAGAGGUCAUUCGGCACGAUCGAGAGCUUCAAGAUUCUGGCAUCGGUCUUGGAAUUUACGGAGAAGAAAUCGCAGCAGAAACUGAAAGUGAAGAAUUUAGUUAUCGUGGAGUUCAGAGCGCACGACCAUCUCCUCGUCUGCCAUCAGUUCGCCAGCCAAUUCCAGUUGUUGAACACCCUCUUACUACUGAUUUAAGAGCCCGUCGUCGUGGAUCGGUUAUUCACCACUCUCGAUCGUCUUCCGUCUCUUCACUUCCUUCUACUGAAGACCUUCGAGCCUUUCCAGAGCUCGACUACAGACCCAUUGUACAAGAGCCUUUCCACAAUCAAAUCGCACUCACUUCUUCCACCUACAAUCUUCCUCAACUUACCUCUGCGACAUACGUUCCCCCACCUCAACCACCCAAGACACGUAAGGAUCGUAAGAUGAAUUAUCAGGGUUUCGGUGAUCCAAAUCAAUCCGGCCAACCAUCCAACUCUAGACAAGCACCACCAUCGCCAGGUCAAGGUAUGGCUCAUACAAACGGAAUGAACGGUCAAAUGAACAUGGCCGGAAUGGCUAACAUGAUUGGCUUUCCAACUCCUGCUGGACAUCAAUCUGACCUCAAUUAUAUCAUGGUUAUGGUUGAAGAAUUGAGCCGCCUUUUAGCCGCCAAUCAGAAAAUCACCGAUAGUAUUCUUGAGAAGAUCGGAAAUGUUCCUGGUUCAGAGAAUCUCGAAAUCGAGAACGCUCAAUUGCGUAGAGAAGUCGAAUCAUCCAAGGCUGAUGCUGACGAAAAUUGGAAAUUGGUUCUUCAUGCUGCUGGUAUCCUUGAGGACAUCAAGGAGAAGGCCCACAAUUACAAAUUCCAACAUGAGAAGGACACUCUUGCCUGGCACAAGAGUUACCGUGAUCAACUCGCUCAAGAACGCAAAGAGAACCUUGAACUUCGUUGCCACAUCGCAGAUAUGCAAGCUCAUGCUGCAAAGGCCAAUGAUUAUAUUAAUCAGCUUCGUCGUUAUGCUUCCGAGAACAAGAUCAUUACUGAGCUCACAACUCAAGUUCAUCAAUAUAAGGGUGAACGUCGUUAUUGGAAGCGUAUGGCUUGUCCUGGUCUCAUUGAAGAUCCUAGCGAGUGGUCUGAUGGUGAAGGUGGUGCCACUGGCGAUAUCCCUGAGGCCGAAAAGAUCGCGUGCGCCCCGUGGAUUGCUGAACGUGAAGAGAUGGCACGCAUCCUUAAUGGCGAUGGUGGAUCAUCUUAAAUCUCUUCCUUUUACAUACACAAUUACGAUAAAAUGGCGUUAGGAAGAAGGAUUUUUUUACGGCACAAACCUUUCUCACGGAAAUUGGCGUAAUGGAAUGGGUAUACCCGAUUUCUUUUACUCGAUAGCAUGUACAUCUGGAUGAAUGGAUGGACAUGGAGAACGGAAACUUGUUUGAUGAAAUUCUUGUAUUAAUGUAUUCUGGUUGCACAUUGGGAAUGGGAAUGGAGCCCGCGGUUUCAAGCUGUGCAUCGAAUGUGGCGAAUCUGGUUUUUCUUCUACUCGACGGCAAACACUCACGAUAUCACAACUCGCUCUCUUUUCUGAGAUCAUCUUUCUUUCCUUUUUUUCCUUCUUUUUUGAAGCGAAGUAAAGGAGAUGUAAAAGGUGCAGAGAUGUCGAUGGGUUGACUAAGGACUUUCCUAAGAUUUUAUGAAGAUGAAAUACUUGAAUGGGAUUGUAAUGCGGUCUUUGGGUUGUUUUGUUCGUCGGUAGGUAGGUAGUUUGUUCGUUACACGAUAGUUUAGUUAAUUCAACAUGGAUGGAUAUGCCUCAGCGCAUAAUUCAUAUACUUUACUUUA